UUUUUUUAAAUGCAAAGCAAAAGAGCUACCCUUGUCUUAAAUACUGCAGUGUGUCUCUCGAUGUGUGGAGUAAUGCUAUGCAAAGCUGAAGCUCUGGAAGAUCCCAAGCUCAGACAGGAUGAUCACCUAUAUUUCCAAAGCACAAAGCUAGAAUGCAUGGAAGAGUUAAAAUGUGGCCGCAGGCCCAAGCUGCAGCUUUUACUAGUAUGUCUCAUUGCUGAUCCCCCCAAAUUCCAUUAUUUCAGAAGAUAUCUGUUAAGUUCACUUAAUGGUUGGUGAAAUUUUUUUCAAAAGGUUUUUCUCUGUGAAGAGAGCUGAAUUGUAAUUGAAACUGCCCUAUGCACCUAAAGCAGGGGUACUUGCUGAUAUACUUACAAUCAUGCAUUUACAAUUGAGGUAAGGACAACAGUAAAAAUAUUUCACUAUGGUACUUUAAUGGGUUUCCUCCUGUGCAUUUAAUAAGAUUUAAUUCUGUUUGGACUUCAUGUCUUAAAAUAAAUGAAAGGUGCAACACUCAACAGUAGUAGCAUAUUUUACUAAAACCAUGAAGGGAAUAACAUCAGUCAUAAAAUAAAUUAGGUCAUCUGGUACCUCUGGAAAUCAAGUAGUCCAGCCUCCUGCAUAAAGCAUGGCAAAUCUUGAAGCUAGAUCAGGUUGCAGAAGACUUUGUGUGGCUCAGCUUUGACUGUCUGUAAGGAGGGAGACUGCACAGCUGGGCCCAUUUCAGUGCUUGACUACUCUUUCAAAGCUCACUUUUUCAAGCACAGCAUUCUUAAUCCCCUGUGUUGCAACGUGUCUAUUGCACCUUGUCCUUUCACUGGCCUUUUCAGGAAGAAAUCUGACUCUUGUGUUCUCGCUAGCUCUUCUUUAAGUGCUUGAAGACAGCAGUUAGAUCCCCUGGGCUUUCUCUUUUUCAAGCUGAAAAUCCACAGCUCCCUCAGCCUUUUUGCAUGUGUUCUGUGCUCCAUGUCCUGAGCCUGGUAAUCCAGGCUCUGCUGGACUCACUCCAGUUUUUCAGUAUCCAUCUAGUACGGGGCUGGUCAAAAUUACAUGGAGUAUUGCAGAUGUGGUCUCACCAGGAUACAAUAUGAGGGAAAUGACCACUUCUCUUGACCUGCUGGUGAUGCUUUUGCUAGUGUAGCCUAUAUGCAGGUAAUCCUCACUGCUUGAAAGGCACACAGCUGACUUGAAUUCACCUUGAUAUCCUCCAUGGCUCCAGAUUCUAUUCUACAGAGCUGCCCCCACAGGCUAUAUGUGCUGCAUGGAGUUAUUCUGCUCCUGGUGCACGACUUUGUGUUUGUUGAAUUUUAUGAGGAACCUAUCAGCCUAUUCCUCCAGCAUUUGGAGGUCCCUCCACUGUAACAGCUGCUUCCCAAAUCUAGUGACCUCCAUGAAUUGGUUUCGUACUAUUGCCAAGGUGCCUAAUGAGCCAUAAAAAAACAGCUGCACUUAACUUCAAGGAAUGUUAUUUUUGAAUAAAGAACCUAACUUAAAAAACUGGUAACCUGGCUUUUUUUGCCAAAAGUACAUAAAAAUCGAGAAAGUUCAAUACAAAAUUCCUGGCAAACAUUUUUUCUUGCUCCCUAGCAGAAUAUUUUGUUUCAUAUAUUUAACAGAAUGACACUUUGCCAGAGUUCAUAUUGAUUCUUUGUUCUGACAUUAAGAAAUGGGUCCAGGUACCCUGAGGUGCAGUCCAGUACCUACAAUUAUAUGGCUAUUUUAUUCUGAAAUCCUUUUAGAUGACUUGUUUAAAGGAAGCCUUAGCAGUCUAAAUACAGUGAAAGGUUUGUUAGCGUGUGCUCCAUAUUGUCCCUUGUGGCUACUGUAAGUUAGUUCACGUUUCAAAAUUACAGCUUUUUUCCCUUGGGAAGAAUUUUGUAGGCUCCUGUUGAACACCUUUUCAAAAGCAGUGCAGAGCAAAUGAAUCUUAUAAAACCACUGCCUGCUUUCUUUGGUGUUAAACGCUUCCCAUGUCUGUCUGCCUGGAAACAGCUACAAGAGCUGCAAAGAUGAAUCAAACACACGACAGAGCAGCACUGCUCAGCUCGCAGGGCUCUGUGACGGCUUUGACCUCUGAACGACUCACUUGCUCCGCAUCCAUUGGAAGCUCCAAACAAUGAGUCCCUGUCCAGCUACACCCAGCUCGGCUUCCUGCUGGCGGACUUGAAGGAAAUCUGCCUGGUGUGGAACCGUGGCUUGCAAAACAUUCUACAGCAGCCAAACAGUAGUGGCUGAAGACAGAGCGAUUUAUUGGUGUUAAUGCCCAUCCUCUUCGUGUAUGAGUCAUGCAUGCAAAACAGUCUGAAACCAAAUAGUUGCUAAACAUAUUUAGCCGAGAAGUGUUGGAGUGUGGCUGUUUGCUAUCAUUCAGGUUUACGUUCACCUAGCGAAGCAUUCUUGGGGAAAGAAGCAAGUGUUUUGAUAACCUUCUUGCCACUGUGUGGAUGAAUUACAAACUCGGUCCUGUGGAAAUCUGAAGACUUUUAUAGCAAAUCCUCCAGUGUCAAAAUGAACACAGAUAGCGGUGGGUGUGCUCGCAAACGUGCUGCAAUGUCUGUCACAUUAACAGCUGUGAAGAGAGUUCAGAGUUCUCCAAACCUAUUGGCCUCAGGGUCUGAUUCUCAGUCUUCAGAUUCAGCUUGGAGAUCUUACAAUGAUGGAAGUAGAGAGACACUGAAUGGAGAUGCUAGCAGUUCCUCUCUUACAGCAAAAGGUUUUAGGAGUGUGCGGCCAAAUCUACAGGAUAAAAAAUCACCAAGUCAGGCACCUCUGCCACCCCCUAGAAAAGAAAGUUUUCGGAAAGCAAGAGUAACUAAUAACAAGAACGGAAUUAAUCUCCAGACAGUAACAAGCAGUCCAGCUAAACACCUUCCCACAGAUUCUGCCUAUUACACUAACGAGAUUUCUGUCCAGGAGACAAUGUCUUCUCAAUUAACUAACACAAGUGUGUCCUAUGCACAAAAAAUUACUAAACCAUUGACCUCAAUCUCCAGUGCAGGCACAAGCACAGUAGCUGGUAUUAGUACUACUCUUCAUCAAGGCCAAAGGCAACAGUCUCCAAAACGUCGGGUAUCUACCCUAAAAUUAACCCGGACACGUGAUGCAGCAAGUAGCAUUCCUUGUAAUACACAGCAACAGCUCAAGCCUGUUGAAGUGCCAGUAUCUCCACAAAGGCCUGUUUCACCUGCCUGUAACCCUGUGCCUGAGAUACACACAGCAUCUCUUUCCAUUCAGAUAGCUCCCAUCCCCGACAAUAAAGCAGAGCCUGAAAUCCAAGAACAUCCACCUAGUAUUUCUCCAGACACUUCAAAGAUGUCUUCACAGGAUUUGCGACAAAAGUCUACAGUUCUUCCUUCUUCACAGGCUGCAGAAUGCCAUGUGCUUGGAAACCAGAAAGUAACUGCCCCUGUGAUGGAGGUAAAUGCUUCACAGACACACAGACAAACAGCAACAGAAGCUUCUCCACUGCCUCUUCCUCCUCCUGUGGUACCAGUUAACAGAGCCUCUUUCUCACCAGACAGUGGCACCCAUCUAGUACCAUAUUCUCUGCCAGCGCUUGAUGAUUUUCUGCCUUCACGCUUUUAUAAAACCCCAGCCCUUUCACAAUUUUCAUAUAAAUGCCCAUACCUAGCUUCCGAAAGUAUUAUCCACAGGAACGAAACCGCCUCUGUGAGCACAGACUCUGCCAUGAGUGAGUGCUCCUCCCGCACAGUGAGUGAAUCCUCCACAGCCAUUCUAGAUGAGCUGCAGACCUGUAGCUAUGAUACCACUGACUGCUCUGAAACACCUUCCCCAACCUUGAGCCAGAUGUCUGCUGUGUCAGAUGGCACCACCUUAACCAACACUGCUGCCACUUCUCAUGCUCAGAUCACAGUGAAUGGGAACUCUGGCACUGCUGCCAGCCCAGUGAGUCACUUUCAAAGGCCUUUUUCCCCUUCUUCAGUUUACCCUCCACCAGCUUCGCUCAAUUCCAACAUUGUUAUCAUGCAGCAUGGCAGAAUGAUGGAGUCCACAGAGACAUACUCAGAGCAUGUUCAGACUGUUGGCAGCACCACCACCACCAGUACAAUACCAAUCUGUAGGUCCUCAGAAGAAGAAAAAAAAAUUACAGUCAUUAAAGCCCCACAUUAUGCAGGGAUUGGCCCGGUAGAUGAAUCUGGAAUCCCUACAGCAAUUAGAACGACAGUUGACAGGCCGAAGGAUUGGUACAAGACAAUGUUCAAGCAAAUCCAUAUGGUUCAUAAGCCUGAUGACGCCACAGACAUGUAUAAUACUGCAUAUGCAUACAGUACUGGUAGCUACAGUCCAUCCUUCUCUGCUCAGGCACACCCAGCUGCAAAGACACAGACGUACAGACCACUGUCCAAAAGCGUUUCUGACAGUAGCGCCGAUGCCUUUAAGGUCUCAUCCCCUUUACCACCUCCACACGUGCCACCUCCAGUACCACCACAUCGUAUGAGGGGAAGGUCUACACCAGAAAAAAAUGACUGGGAUCCCCCUGACAGAAAGGUAGAUACCCGCAAGUUCCGUUCUGAGCCAAGAAGUAUUUUUGAAUAUGAGCCAGGAAAGUCAUCAAUCCUUGAACAUGAAAGACCGACUGAUCGCAUAAACCCAGAUGACUUAGAUUUAGAAAACGAACCCUGGUAUAAAUUCUUUUCAGAACUGGAGUUUGGACGUCCGCCACCUAAAAAGCUUUUGGACUAUGUUCGAGACAGUUCUUCUGGUGUUUCCAAUGAGACUUCCUUAUAUUAUCGCUAUUCAACAGAAAAAGGCCUGGACAGGCCCUCUAGUUCUGCAAGUACUGCAAGUGACUACAGAAAGAGAAGGAAGUCAGAACCUGCUGUAAGUCAUCAGAGGGUGCACAGUGACCAGAACGCAAACAGACCUGGUCUGGGCCGUACAGAUCUGCAAGGCCCAUGUACCACCCUUAGAAAGCCUUUAACUAGCUCGUCUCCUUCAUCUCCAUCACGAGCUAAAGGUGGGGAUAUUAGCAAAGUAUAUCCAUCCCUUUUAAGUUAUUCAGUGCACAACCACAACACCUCAAAUGAAUUAGAAUACUGUAGCACUUACAGACAGCAUUUAGCUGUUCCAAAUGAUUCAAGAAGAGCAAUCAGCUACAAGAAUGGCUGGCAAAUGAGUCGUCAAAAUGCAGAAGUCUGGAGCAGCACAGAAGAAACUGCUUCUCCAAAGAUAAAAUCCCGUAGCUGUGAUGAUCUGUUAACAGAUGAUCGGGAUAGCUUUCCUGAUGCACAGGCCAAGUCUGAAAGCAUGGGCUCUCUCUUAUGUGAGGAGGACUCCAAAGAAGUUUGUUCAAUGAACUGGGCCUCUCCCUAUGUUCCUGAGGGCCGUGGUAGUGGUAGGUCAAGAGUCCGUCACAGGUCUGCACAUGAUGCCCCAGGUUUCCUAAAAAUGUACAAAAAGAUGCACCGCAUCAAUCGCAAGGACUUGAUGAAUUCUGAGGUGAUUUGUUCUGUGAAGUCCAGAAUACUGCAGUAUGAAAAAGAACAACACAAAGGUAUUCUUCAAGGCUGGAGAGAGUCUUCUACUGAAGAGGUGCCCAGAGACAUGGUGCCAACCAGAAUAUCUGAAUUUGAAAAAUUAAUUCAGAAGUCAAAAUCCAUGCCGAACCUAGGUGAUGAAAUGUUGUCAGCUGUUACGCUAGAGCCUCCUAAAAAUGGCUUAUGUCCAAAGAGGCGAUUUUCUAUAGAAUCCUUGCUGGAAGAAGAAAAUCAAGUCAGACAUCCCUCUCAGGUACAACGAAGCUGCAAGUCUAAAACCCUGGUGCCAAUUCAUAUUGAAGUGACCAGCGAUGAGCCACAACGAUCGCAUAUGGAUUUCUCAGACAGUGAUCAAGAUGGAGUGGUUUCUGAUGUCAGUGACUUCAUCCAGAUAGAAGGUUCAUCCUUUUGUAGUGAAAGUGACUUUGACCACUUUUCCUUCACAUCCUCUGAAAGCUUUUAUGGAUCAGGCCAUCACCACCACCACCACCACCACCACCACAGGCAUCUCAUCAGCUCCUGCAAAGGGCGAUGCCCAGCAUCCUAUACCCGCUUCACCACCAUGCUAAAGCACGAAAGGGCUAAACAAGAAAGCACUGAAGAUCCAAGGAGACAGGAAGCAGAGUCUGGCCUCUCUAAGAUAGCGUUCCUAGUCAGUCCAGUGCCUUUCCGGAGGAAAAAAAGUGCAGCUCCUAAAAAACAAACUGAAAAGAAAAAAUGCAAGUCGUCUGUAUUUGAAGCGCUAGAUUCUGCACUUAAAGACAUCUGUGACCAAAUUAAAGCUGAGAAAAGAAGGGGAAGCUUGCCCGAUAACAGUAUAUUACACAGACUUAUUACUGAGCUGCUUCCAGACAUUCCAGAAAGGAAUUCAUCUCUUAAAGCUCUGAAAAAGAGUCCCAUGCACCAGCCUUUUAACCCACUGCCUCAAGAUGGUGCUAUCCAUUGCCCACUGUACCAGAAUGAUUGUGGAAGAUUACCUCUUAGUGCCUCUUUUCCAGACCUGGACGCAACUAACAACAACGAUAGUGCACUGUGUUUCCAAGUAGACCAGGAGUCUCCUGGAAGCUAUUCUUCUGCUUUCACUGAUGUGGGACGAAGUACUCCAAGGGAGAGAAGAGGAACUACAGAUAAAGAGAAACUACCAGCUAGAGCUGUAUAUGACUUUAAAGCUCAGACUUCUAAAGAGCUGUCUUUUAAGAAAGGAGAUACUGUCUAUAUCCUCAGGAAAAUUGAUCAAAACUGGUAUGAGGGUGAGCACCAUGGAAGAGUUGGAAUAUUCCCCAUUUCCUAUGUCGAGAAACUUUCUCCCCCAGAAAAAGCACAGCCUGCCAGGCCACCUCCCCCUGCACAGAUUGGAGAGAUUGGAGAAGCUAUUGCCAAAUAUAAUUUCAGUGCAGACACAAAUGUGGAGUUAUCGCUUAGAAAGGGAGACAGAGUAAUUCUUCUUAAGAGAGUUGAUCAAAACUGGUAUGAAGGUAAAAUACCAGGAACCAACAGACAAGGCAUCUUCCCUGUUUCCUAUGUAGAAGUCAUCAAAAAGAAUGCAUCAAAAAGUGUUGAUGACUACCCUGAUCCUCCGAUACCCCAAAGCUAUUCUAGUGACAGAAUACACCACUUAAGUUCAACUAAGGCUAAUUUAAGGAGAGAGAUAUUUAUUAUGGGUAAACCUCCUCGUAGCCCCGUGAUGACUAAGAGAUCCUGCAGCUCACCUGUCAGAGGUCACAGCUAUUCACACAGGCCACAGCGCCCUGUGCUUGCUCAUGAAAACAUACAGAGUGGGGGGGAACCGUUUCAGGCUCUAUAUAACUAUACUCCUAGGAAUGAAGACGAAUUGGAACUCAGAGAGGGAGAUGUCAUUGAUGUGAUGGAAAAAUGUGAUGAUGGAUGGUUUGUGGGAACCUCGAGAAGAACCAAAUUCUUUGGUACUUUCCCUGGAAACUAUGUCAAGAGGCUGUGAAUUUUUUUUUCUACUUAUUUAUGCUGCAACACAUCUGCAUAAAGCUGCUAGAAAACAUGCUACGCUGGCCUUCUGUUUUCUUGCUUGCAGUCUCAAGUAGAGGCCAUCUAGUUCAUCCUCAUCCCAUCCCACCCGCCAAACCGUCCCAGCAGUAUUACAGCAACGACCACAGUGUGAAUAACUAAGCUUUUCAGAAACAAGAGGAACCGUUUCAACAUUUAAAUACUCCCUGCUUUGAAGUCUUUUAAUUUGAAACAGUAGGAAAAGCCUGAUGACAGGUACACAGAUGAAUUGCCAUGGGGUGGGCAGGAGGGAAAAACUGUUCAUGGCUUGGACAUUUGUGUUACUAUCGUGGAGUCUGAUGGGAUUUUUUCGACAUACAUGUAAUACAGGGGAAAGUUGCUGUUUGCUCUUAAAAAAAAACAACAUUGUUUAAAUUUCCACAUUCUUAUUAGCUUAGCAGCAUUUGUUGCUUUCAUUUUGCCGUAUCACAGGUUUGCCUACUGUACUGGUUUACAAUGUAUGACAAAUUAUAAUAUAGAUUUUUUUGCCUGCACUUGUAUGUUGUAACAUAUGCACAGUGAUUGUAAAAUCUCAAGCAAGCGUAGUGAAAAAUGGAAGAACUGCAAGUGUUCCGAAUGAGUGCAAUGGUAUUGGCUAAACCUUUUUUCUUUUUUCCCCUAAUAAAGCUGUAGUGUCCUCUGUGGAAAGGUAAGAAGUGCAAGAGGCAUAGAACCUCGAGAGAGAGGAUUUAAUAAAGAGACAGACAAUGAUAUAAGCGUAGGCAGCAAUAACCUGCUACCACUGUCUCAUAUUAAAUGGUUGUAAUCAAAACGUUGUAAUAGUAAGCAACAUGAAAUUUGAGAGGUUAGUGUUUUUACUUAUCGGGAGUUUUAAGAAGCAGGAGGUAAAGAGUGUUAGUGCAAAGGGUUGUUGGGUUUCAUUUGUUUGGUUUGUUUGGGUUUUUUUUUCCUAACAUAGGCACCUGAAAAUAUUCACAAGUAUCAUGUACUGAUUUUCUUCACUAUAUAUAUAUAUAUAUAUAUGUAUGUAUGGUAAUGAAACCUGAGUUACACAUUCUUUUUAGGAAUUUAGUACAGGGGAAAAAAACAUCACAAGUGUUAAAACUGAUGCAUUUUAGAUGUUUGUUUGGGUUGUUGUUUUUUUUUUCCUGGAUGAAACAAGUAUUUGAAAACAUAUGUUUUCCAUAAGCAAAGGUAAAUGUAAUUAGCAAAUGAAAUUAAGGCACAGGAUAAUAAUGACUUGACUAUGGCUUUAUAAAAAUGAAAAAAAAAAAAAUCAGAUUUGGUUUCUUCAGCACCUUAUAGAUGGCAAAAGCUUCUAGUGCAUUUCUCAUGGGUAAAGGAUUGAAAUUAUCAAAAAUGUAUGUAGUGUCUGUAGCAUUUUGUACAUAUGUUUGCUUUUUUGUACAGAGCCAUUUGGUUGUUGAUUUUAAAAAAUUUAAGUUCCUUAUUUGAUCUUUGCCCUCUUCACAUACAGAACAUUUCAACACAUUUUUCUUUUCUUGCUCUAUUUACCAUAAGCACAUCUGGAUAGUGCAAUUCUGUAAGAUAGCGUUUUAUGCAAGAUUUUAUUAAUUAAAAUAUGGUUUACCAGCCAAAUCUAAAUGUACAUAUGUCUUUAUUACUGAGAAAUGUCAUUAAGACAAAGGUAAAGAAACAUCUUUGUGCAGCAUACCUUUAUUAUUGCAGAUUUCAUGGCAAAAGCUUUAUAUUCAAAGGCUUUCAAUUUUAAACUAGAUCUGCAUGCAGCUUUGCUGUGAGAUUAAUACCUAUCUUUGAUGCCAUUUAUGAUUGAAGACUUAAAUAUCUGUUGCCUGUGAUAUUUAAAAAGUACUGUUUCUACUCUGUAUCUGAUUUUAGAAAAAUACAGGUUUUUCAUACCUGGCUUUCAGGUCACUGACUUUGAAUUCCUACAAGCAAAAGGUCUCUGUGGUUUUUUUUUUCUUGAAUAGACUUCUAAUAAAUUUUGCUUGGAGUACA
Messenger RNA from Columba livia (rock pigeon), 9458 nucleotides. RefSeq names its product sorbin and SH3 domain containing 2 (gene SORBS2). The transcript has 27 exons. Gene Ontology annotation, molecular function: protein binding. NCBI's taxonomy places the organism in Eukaryota, Metazoa, Chordata, Aves, Columbiformes, Columbidae. The record is from RefSeq and is a predicted model, not a curated record. Gene Ontology annotation, cellular component: synapse; neuronal cell body; dendrite. Gene Ontology annotation, biological process: Notch signaling pathway. The coding region runs from base 2509 to 7455 and encodes 1648 amino acids.